UUUCGAUUUCGUUCAUUACUUCAUUCAUUGAAAGGUGUUUACUACAUAGCAUUGUGCGUGUAGUAUAUUAUUAAUUAUCAAUUUCAAAAUGAAUUUAAUUUAAAUGAUAUUCUUAAAAGUAGAUAUAGAUUUAAAAUAGUCCAAUUCAAGUAUAACUUGUAACGAGGCAAGAUAUUGACACAUUAGUGAUAACAUCUGCUUAUUAUAUUGAGGUGUUCUAAACACAGUGACUGUGUAUUUAUUAUCGCUAAACAUUGGAUGGAAUUAAUUAAAUUGUAUCAAUUAAAAUGGCAUUUUAUGCUUGUAAUAGAUACAGAUUAAUAGUUUUGUUACUUUUGGUUUUGAUUAUGUGGCAGUUCUUCAGACUUUUGCCUGAUAAACCUGUUACACAAAUUUCGGAGGCUGGCAUAGUGGAGUUGGAGGAUGACAAAUACAAUAAGCAUAAACAAGACAAAGUAAAAGUGAGGGUUUACUAUGAAGCUCUCUGCCCUGACUCUAAACAUUUCUUUGUGAGACAUUUGGGCCCAGUGACUGAGAAACUGUCCGAAUUCUUAGAUGUAACCCUAGUACCCUAUGGCAAAGCUACUACCAAAGAAGAGAAUGGAAAGUACUAUUUUCAAUGUCAGCAUGGUGAAGAGGAGUGUUAUGCAAAUAGGAUCCAUGCUUGUGCAAUAGAGGCUGUGGCUAACAUGACAACUUCUGUCAAGAUUACAGAAUGCAUGAUCUCUGAUAAUAUGGACGCUGAUGGUGCUCUUGCUAGGUGUGCAAAGGAAAUGAAGAUUGAACCUGACCCAAUCAGCUACUGUGCAAAGAAUGACCAUGGAUCAGCUCUUUUGAAGAAACAUGGGGAUGAUACACAUAUACUGAAACCAACAUUUAUACCAACAAUAACACUCAAUGGAUCAAGAGACAACCAACCAAAUAUAUUGAAAAAUUUCCUAUUAGAAGUAUGCAAAUUGAUUGAUAUGCCUUUACCACCUCCAUGUUUGUGACAAAAUAAAUAUUAUCGGCCAAACAUGCACAAUAUUCUACAACACUUUGAAUAAAAAAAACAUUUUGUCAAUUAAAGCUCAAACGCAAAUUGCUCAUAUUACUUCAUGCGAUUUUUAAUUCUCGACCUUGCAGUUCUGUGCGGUGUAACUAAUAUACAAUUAUGCUUAAAUUAGUCACUCCUUUGUUUUUAAUUUGUUUUGUAUUUGUCGUAUUCUGAAUGAAGCAAUUGCUGUAUUUUCUAAGUAAUACUCUCUAAUCAACUAGGUAUUUUAUGGAUAAAAACUUUACAAUGGGUGUAUUUUGGGAACUAAAAAAGGCUAUUAAAGUAUUAAAUUUUUUAAAAAUAUGUAAGGAAAAGUUGGUGAUAUGUUUUAAAUAUAUUUUUUGUUUGGUUUGUAAUUAUCUAUGUUAAGUAAGCUUUAAUGGGUUGUGUUUCCUAAACCUAGUGAGUCAAUGAACAAGUUAAUAUUAAUUUAAGCAUUUAAAAUGUUUUAAUUCAGGUUGUUACUGCAUUUAGUGAUAACUAUAUCAAGCUGUUGUAUUUUUGUACCUUUUUAUUUACUUAUUUUUCUACUUAUACUUUAUGAGUUAGUCAGUUGGUAGAGUCUUGAUAAUAAACCAAUAACUAUAUUAAUAAUUAAUUACCUAUUAUGUAAACUUGUGAAAAUGAUCUUUGAUGCAUUAGGAUUAAGGAUGUAGGCUCACACUUACUUUAAAAUGUAUAUUCACAAUGCAAAUGCUGGCAAUUUAUAAUGGUUUUUACAAAGUUGCAAUGAUAAUUUAAUUUGUAAUCAACUAAUUAGUAUUGUCUUUAGUAUCCCUAAACGUAGUGUGAAGCUAAUUAAUUUGUAGUAAAUAUUAUAUUAUCAAUAUCAUAGGUUAUGUAAACAUGGUUUGUAUAUCGCAACAUGAAACAUUUAAACAUGUUUAUUGAUAAAUCCACGUCAUAUCUGCAUAGUUAGUUGGUUAAAUUACUGAAUAUUUUUUCUACAUGCAUAUAAUAAUCUUUAGCAUUUACUAGGUACAAAAGCAACACAAAUAAUAAAUCUUCCUUUGUAUUUAUUUUAACUUUUAGAACCGAAACUAAAAUUCCUAAAUUAUUGUUUAAAUGUUUGGUAUCUCAAUGUCGAAAAGACUAAGUAGAGGGAAGUGUUAAAAUUUUAUGUAAAUUACAGUUGUGUCUAUAUUAUUUAUUAUACGAUGGACAUAUCCGUGGGUGUCAAAAUAAGUUAUGAGGCUAAUGUGUAUAAUAAUUAUUUCCCCAGUUGACUUAACAAUUGUAUAAACUUGAAGAACAUACUUUGUGAAACGUAAUGUAUUAUACAUAUAUGAGAAAAUUAAAUAAUAAAGUUGUGUUUUCCAUCCAAGAAUAAUGGCCGGAAACAGUUUUUAUUUUUUUAUUGUUUUUCUAUUUUUUCCAACUCGCAUCGAAAUUUUGCCAAAUGUAAGUAUAUAAUUAUGUAUUAACAUUUUUGCACAAUAUUGUCAGUAAUAAAGUAGGAGGUA
Spodoptera litura is the source of this 2499-nucleotide messenger RNA. RefSeq names its product gamma-interferon-inducible lysosomal thiol reductase-like protein. Lineage: Eukaryota; Metazoa; Arthropoda; Insecta; Lepidoptera; Noctuidae. Gene Ontology annotation, molecular function: oxidoreductase activity, acting on a sulfur group of donors, disulfide as acceptor. The record is from RefSeq and is a predicted model, not a curated record.